This is a messenger RNA of Porites lobata, 1158 nucleotides long. The record is from the annotation of a GenBank genome assembly. Lineage: Eukaryota; Metazoa; Cnidaria; Anthozoa; Scleractinia; Poritidae.
AUGAAGGAAAAUCAUGAAAAAAGUGAAAAACAACUUGGCCUAAAACAGAAGAAAAAUGCUUACAUGAAAGAGUACAGAAGGAGAAAGAAAAACAAUGAAUUUCAUAGUGAGAAACUUACUACACGACGAAAGCAAAAUAUAUACAUGAAGGAAUACAACAACAGAAAGAAAGACGUUGCAACCGGUAGCAAAACAAUUUCAAGAGAAGAAGAACAAAAUACAGUAAUGAAAGAAGAUCAUGCAAAAAGUGUUCAUGGUGAUUUUAAAAUGCAAGCAAAACUUAUUAGAGAAGAAAAACAAAAUACAGACAUCAUGGAAAAUCAUGCAAAAAGUGUUAACAGUGAUUUUAAAAUGCAAGCAGAUCAAAAUGUAUUUAAAUGUUUUGUGGAGAAGGAAAAAAUAUUUGUCUUUGUUUGAUAGUCAAACAAAUGGACCAAUUCAUUUACAGGAAUGGGCUAAAAAACAUGCGAGAUUUCCAUAAUUCUUUGAAAUUCAAAAUCUAUAAAUGCAACAUCUGCCAUGAAGCAUGGCCAUUGUCAGAAAAAAUGUAAAGAUGAAUCUACAUAUGUGUGCUCUAGGUGUUUGCGUGACAAGAAUGCAACAAAAAGUUUUCAGUUGACAAUAAUAUGAUACCUUCACAAGCACCAAAAGAACUGCAGGGACUCACGCAAUUAGAAGAAAUGCUUAUAGCACGUGUAUUUCCAGUAAUAUCUGUUUAUACAAAACCAGGGGGGCAAAAGGCAUACAAAGGCCACUGUAUUAAUUUUUCCCAAGAUAUUCAAGAGCUAGCUAACUCAUUGCCAAGGUAUCCGAGGGAGCUGCCUGUGAUAGUUGUGUCAGUCAAAGGCAAAGAUAAUACUUAUAAAGAUCUUACAGUAAGGCGGGGAAAAAGUGAGCUGUGCUCUACACUGGUUAGUCCAGCAUAACCCUGUAUACAAAAAUAUUACUAUAGAUUAUGACUGCUUGUCUUCCUUGCCAUCUGAAGGCAUCCCAAGUGAACUGCAUCAGAUUGAUUGUAUUGAGAAUACUAAAGAUAAGGAAAUGGAUCCAGACAGAGGUCCACUUGAUGUCAAUGAAAUACCAUUCAAUGAAGAGACAGAAUUAAGCAGCACAAUCCUUAAUCCAGUAACCUUAAAGCCUCAAAAGCAACUUAUUACA